UGGGCCCACUGUGUACCGCCUCCUGUCUCUGCUGCUGCCAGGCCAACGUUAAUGACAUUGCCAUGGGCCCCCGUACCCGACAUCCUCAUAUCGGCUGCUGCCAGCCGUAAUUCUGUCAUGGGCCCCGUACCGCCUCCUCAUGCUGCUGCCGGUCCAUGUAGUGUGUCUCCCGAUGGGUCCCGCCAUGUACGGCCUGCCCUAGUGCUGCAUCGUGUAUGUUCCAUCGCUACACUCUGCCAUGUGCCACUUUCAGGUCUCCUCACACUGCUGGUGGAUUCCAUUUUGUCAUAGGGUGCUGUAUGGCCUCCCAGUUUGCUGCUGCCUUCCACCGUCCACACACUGUGGCUCCACACUGUGGUUGUUUUGGCCCCGUGACUGCCCAAAUGAGUGAAGUGUGCGGUGAUUGCUAAGAUCGACGGCACUCAUCUGCAUGUCAUACUGACUGACGCAGGUUAUCUUAUUUCUCUUCCCCAGCAGACUCCAAGGGCGCAGUUGUAAAUUAAAAAGGUACAGUGUUCUGCACUAAUAUAA
Molecule: messenger RNA, 531 nt
Organism: Staurois parvus
Lineage: Eukaryota; Metazoa; Chordata; Amphibia; Anura; Ranidae
Source: the annotation of a GenBank genome assembly